Cydia pomonella (codling moth) is the source of this 5798-nucleotide messenger RNA. RefSeq names its product N-acetylglucosaminyl-phosphatidylinositol de-N-acetylase (gene PIG-L). Bases 312 to 1187 code for a protein of 291 amino acids. The transcript has 4 exons. Gene Ontology annotation, cellular component: endoplasmic reticulum. Lineage: Eukaryota; Metazoa; Arthropoda; Insecta; Lepidoptera; Tortricidae. Gene Ontology annotation, molecular function: N-acetylglucosaminylphosphatidylinositol deacetylase activity. The record is from RefSeq and is a predicted model, not a curated record. Gene Ontology annotation, biological process: GPI anchor biosynthetic process.
GGGCCUAUAUUAAGCCUGUUUACAUACAUGCCGAAACGUGAUUUGGUCCCGAACAAGUCCCGAACCGCUAACGUUCGUCUGUGUUGUAUGGAAGUAGUGUUGCCACAAUGGUAUCUACUUCACUGUGCCUGUCAAACUGACGUGUAAAUAUGGGAAAGUCGCGAAACCAAUGUAAUUUAUCAUUAAUAAUACAAAAAUGUGUCGAAAAGGAUCAUAAUAAAUGAUCAAAUUAGAGCUAUCCCAAUGAUACUCAGUUAUUUGUAGCAUACUAUAUUUAUUUGGAAGGUAGUUUUCCUACAUUCUAGUCAGAAAUGUUCCUGUUGGGCUCAAGUUUGGGAUUUGAUAGUUUAGACAAUUUUUACGUGCAAUUUUUAGCUGAGACUGUAUUGUAUCUUAGAAGUUUCGCAUUGUAUAUAAGUUUGUGGGUUUUGGGGUAUUUGUUGGUGUGUUGUGUGGUGUAUCGGCGGUACGCACGACGGCUACCGACGAGGUCUCGGGGGGCGCUGCGAACGAAACGAGUGUUGAUCGUGGUAGCACACCCAGAUGACGAGUGCAUGUUCUUCGGCCCUACUAUAUUUAGAUUGUGCGAGCAGGAUGCAGAUGUGUAUUUACUCUGUCUCUCUAAUGGCAACAAUGAGGGCAAGGGAAAAAUACGUAGCAAAGAGCUAUGGCUUGCAUGUUCUGAGCUUGGAGUACCUGACAGGAACAUAUGCCUCGUCACAGAUACACGACUCCCGGACAACCCAAAAGCGCACUGGCCAGUGGCUGUCAUUGCCAAGCUGAUACAGCAUCAAUUGGAGUCUCUGGACAUAGACACACUAGUGUCAUUUGAUAGGGGUGGGGUUUCCUCACACCCGAACCAUUCAGCAGUAUUUUAUGCUAUAGCUUAUAUGUUUGUUGAGAAACUUUUGCCUGCAAGGUGCACAGUUUACACAUUAGACACUGUAAAUAUAUUAAGAAAAUACUGGGGCUUCUUAGAUCUUCCACUCAGCUUUGUUUUGUCUUCCAAAAGAUACUUCCUCCGCUGGACGGAGUCCCGACGCGUAGUCCGCGCCAUGAAGCAGCACCGAUCACAGAUGGUGUGGUUUCGGCAUUUGUAUGUUAUGUUCUCUCGUUACAUGGUCAUCAAUACGCUGCGCCGCAUCAACUUGGCAGAUAUAGAGCUCGAGUUGGAAGUUGAUGAUUGAAGCAACUUGUUAAUCACUUGGUACAAUAGAUAUUGCAGUUAGUACCCAUGAUACUAACCACUCCUAACAUAAAUCACGUGAGCGACAGAAGCCUUAGAUGCUUAUAUUAUUGUCUUUAGUUUGUGUGUGACAGUUGGUUUUUAAACAAUAGAUUUUUGAUAUUUCUUGGUUAAAAAAAUGAUUACGAAAUUAGAUAUUUUCUAAUUUUCACCAAUUUCUUAGCUAUGGUAAUAUCUAGGUAUAGAGGCCUGAUCACACUGGAUGAAUGCACGUAGACGUGCAUAUGGCGUUGCAAUAUACAGAUCCUUAUAACAUGGCACACCGCUUGCGUGACGUGUGCGUGCACGGCUCCAACAUUUUAGCGCAAACGUGCAUAUUUACUCACGCGUGCAUGUCCACGCACAACGCAGCCGGUGUGCUCUGGCUUUAACCCUUAACCUUUACAACACACCAAAGAGAAUUUGAAAUAGAGGUGGAUUGUCAAAGUUAACUUUGUAGCCACAGUAAAUUAAUGUAUUGCCAUCUUUCGACGCAUGAUUAAAACUAUUAGAACGCUAUUGCCCGAAAAGAUGACGCCAUACCUUUGUAGUGAGUGAGUGUGGCUACAAAGUUUACUUUAACAAUCCACCUCGAUUUCAAAUUUUCUUUGCAACACACCAUGUAGCCCUUAGUUAUACUUAUCAAAAACAUUACUAGAUGUCGCUAGCAUUUCCGCAGAUUACUUCCUCGUAGUUCUAGUCAUCUCAGCUUUCGAAAACUAUUUAUACAUUUUGCUAUGGAGUUAUGGUCAUAGUAAAUAGAACUAAGAUUAUAAAUAAAAUAAAAUCUACAGCUUGUACAGUCAGCGACGUCAGCGUCAAUAUUAGCGGAUGGAACAACGCGUCAAAAGUAUUUUCCAGCCAAUACUUUUCCGAGUCAAGAUCAAUGUAUACAGUUCUCGUUCUAAAUUAUUAACUAUAAUAGUUAUUUUACAUAUAUGGUAGUUACUUUUGAGGCUGACUGUAUUAAUUCCUGAAAAUGUUGUUCUAAGGAUUGUGGUCAAUUAAAGAGUCUGCCGCCUGUUGUUUGUUACUAAAUAAGUUAUCCUUUCUGUUAUAAAAUAUAAUUUAAAAAUAAAAGUGUGUUAUAUAAAUAUAAUUUACAAAUAUUUUAUUGCAUUGCCGAAGGCAAGGCUCAGGCUGACGCAACUAGGAACAAAAUAAGUUUUGUAUGGAACUUGUUUCGCAAAUCUUUGCCAACGAAGAAAAAUAAAACGUCAGUGCUAUUUAUUCUGUCAAGUUUACAUCAAGUCAACUGUCAGCCUAAUUGUUUUGUUUGUUAUGAAGGCUUCAAUGUUUUGUUCGGGUAUUUCGUGCAAUUUCUUUAUUAUUUAGUGAAAAUAUCGAAAAUAGUGAACCGUGAUCAGAGUAAACAACGAGUUUGUUACAAUGCCACCGAGAAAACGGUUUACUAAGUGUGAAAUAUGUGGCAAGUGAGCCACUCGAGAAAAUCACGAAAAAAGGGAUUUUAUGGCGAAAUUUCCCUUGGAUAAAGACCGGUACGUAUUGCUUUAGAUACUUUUGACCUUAUUUUGGUGCAGCAGGCUUUAAACACAUCGAAAAUUUGAUAUUUUAUAUUAUUUUUAGUUGUGAACUAGGGAUGUACUAAAACUAUCGAUAAUUGUAUGUUUAUUUGUAUAUCAGUGUAAGUAAUAAAAUAAAAUAUGUGAAAUUUCCUGAGAACUUGCAUGCAAUAUGACACAAAAUUAAUUCGUCGAAGAUUUUCAGUGGAAAAUUAUCUAUCAUCUAUGCAUUAAUGGUCAUUAUUUAACAUAUUUGAUUUGAUUUAUAGAUGCAUAUCAGCGCUAAAUAAUCAGUUGAUCAUCUCAUUAGCAAACACUUGGAAUAUAAACUGUACAUAACCAAGGCUGUAUGUUUUCAGAUGCAGGCAGUGGGUUAAAUUUGUUGGGAACGAAGACUUGAUACAUCUUCCCAUAAAAAAGUUACAUUUAUUGAAACAUGUAUCUGCAGCUAUUUUCAAAAUGAUGAAAAUAGUGCUUUUGAUAAAAAAAAAUAAGAAAAAAAAUAGUGAAGGAUUUUAUAAUUACAAUCUGAGUGUAACGAGGUAUUCUAAAAUAGAAUGCUAGCGUAGUGAGGGAUUCAACUGUUAACGCCUAUGGGUGGUAUUCCACCUAUGCAAUUUCUUUGUCCAAUGUGUAUUGCGUCUCACAUUUUGAUUAAUGACAGAGAGAGACGCAAUGACAUUGGACCAAGAAAUUGGAUAGGUGGAAUACCACCCUAAGGUGGAAAUAUUUUUGCUACCACGUGAUAAAUUUACAUACUGCUUUUCACAUCACCUAUGAGGAAAUUAUUAUGGAACAAAUAAAUAAAUAAAUUUAAUUAAUGGUAAUUAAAUUAAAUAAUUUAACCUAAGAAGUAUGCAAAAAGAGGAAAAAAGUGAUCCCUCCUAGUAGGGAAAAAAAGUGCUACUUUGGUGGUGAAGAACAACAAGGUGUUCUAAAAAAAAUCGAGUCCACAUUAAGCUCGACCACGUAUUAGUCCACUCAUAGAACUAUCCACUAUAUAACAUAAAACUUAAAUGUGGACUCGAUCCUAACUUGAUUUCGAGUACAAAAUUUGUAGACAAGAGUCUAUAUUUCAACCCUCCCCAUUUUAUCGAUAUCGAUAAGAAACGCAAGCGUGUAGCGUACUACACUAUUUAAAUUGCUUAUGUUGGUACUAUGGUUCUUUGACAGUUCUUUGUCGUACAUUUUGGUAAUGAUUUGCGAAACAAAGGGAUUCCACUCGCUAGUAUGGAAGUCCCGUCUCUUAAAACGUAGUGAUUAUAUGCUCUUUGGCAAGGCUUUCUGAAGAUUAUCAAACUUUGAAUGUACCUAUUUGGAAAAAUAUAUAAGUUGGAAUUGCCAUAUUAAAAUGUAAAAUAGAUUUAUUAUUAUUAGGUAUGUAUAUAAAUAAAUAUAUUGUACAACGACCGGUUGUUGUUGUUUUGACGACCGGUCUGGCCUAGUGGGUAGUGACCCUGCUUAUGAAGCCAAUGGUCUCAGGUUCAAAUCCUGGUAAGGGCAUUUAUUCGUGUGAUGAGUAUGGAUAUUUGUUCCUGAGUCAUGGAUGUUUUCUAUGUAUUUAAGUAUUUAUAUAUUAUAUAUCGUUGUCUAAGUACCCUCAACAGAAGCCUUAUUGAGCUUAUUGUGGGACUUAGUCAAUUUUGUGUAAUAAUGUCCUAUAAAAUUUAUUUAUUUAUUUAAUAUAGAAGUAAUGUUGGUUAAAUGUCUUUAGGUAUGUUUAUGAUUAUGAUCUUUCAAUUUUCAACAAGUGAAAUGGUAAUUCAUCUAUUUGUUGUCGUUGUUGCAGAACGGCAGAUGAAGUAUAGUCGCUCAAACAACUUUGUCAGUAGAAAAAGGCGCGAAAUUCAAUUUUUCUAUGGCAGGAUAACUACGCGCCUAUUUUUUAAAUUUGUCGCUGUUUCUACUGACGGAAAUGGCUUGACUGACUUUAACCUAUCUUAAGACUUCUAUAGACGUUCUAAAAAAUGCUAUGCGAUUUUAGAUAAUUGCCGGCUAAUAGUGUUUACAGACGGGCGUACCGGACCGCGACCUUGGUGCGGCCAAAAUAUUUAUUUUUCGCUCUCACUUACUAAAGCGCCAAUUACAUCCACUCUUCCCGAUUUCGGGCCGGAUAAUCAUUUUCGUUUCACGGAAUGUCAUCCAUCACAUCAUUAACAAUAUUUGAAAUAUGUAAAAAAUACUUUAUAUCUAAUUGCCAAAAGUAUUCAAUGUUUGAUAUUUUUGCAUAUGAACCAUUUUUUUACAUUUCAAAUAUGUAUUGUAAACGAUGUGCUGAUAUUUGGUGAAACGGAAAAAUAUUAUUUCUCGGGUCCGAAAUCGGGUCGAUAAAGUGUGGAUUUAAUUGGCACUUAACUGACAUAACACAUGAUCAAACGUGCGCUGGACAAGAAAAGGCCCUGCCAGGGAUCGGAACCGGUUUUUUGGAAAAACUUUGAAAUAUACAUAUAUUUCGGUUUAUUUUAUACUCCAAAUAUAGGACUCGGUUGUUUUUAGAUAACGACUUCGUAUUAUUAGAUUGCCCAAUUAGAAAUGAAAUAAUUAACAAAGAACGAAAAAAUACCGUUUUCGUUCCCAUACAAAAAAUACCGGUUUCCGAUCCCUGGGCCCUGCUAAGUGGGAGCAGCGCAUAGACAUACAAUAUAACCGAAAAUCGUAUGCCACUAUCGAUGACGUUUGUAGAGGCCAUUAAAAUGAACACCCGAGAUUCGAAUCAAAAUUGAAUAACUCCACUUAUCGACACGUUUAAUUUAAAAUGUGAGAGUACAUAAUAUAUUUUCGGGGAGCUUUCCUUUUUGAUUGGUAUAAAAUAAAAUAAAAUCUUGUUCGAAUCGAGCAUAGUUAGUUUAUAAAGUUCAUUCUGUUAUUACGAAGGCAUUUUAUCAUCACAUUUUAACUCGGUGUGAAUAAUACUUUUAUUUUUGAGAACUCUUGAGCUUUCUUUACCCUAAAGAAAAUCUGCAACAGCAUUUUGUUGAUAUUUUAUAUUAAUUUUAUGUACAAUAAAAAGUUUUUGCCUACUGCAUUUUAAUAAUAAAAGACCAAUCGCU